CUCCACGUAAAAACAUUACAGUAGGCGCCGGCAACAAAAACAGCCAACAUUGCUCGCUCGCGCACACACAUCGCUCUCGUUGCAGGUAGAAAUAUACAUACGGUAACCUUUCCGUUCAACAAUGGCCAGUCGCAACCGUAACCGGGUCGCUCCGAAAGAGCAAAACGCGUGGAACAUUCCGGUGCAAACGAAAUCCGAAUCCGACCGACAGCCGGCGCGAAAACCAUCCACUGCAAACGGUUCCAAGGGCGGUGCAGCGGCGGCGGCGGCGGCCACAUCGGAACCGGCCGGUAUGAGCAGCUCCAAGAUUCCGCUACCCUCCAGCAUGUUGAAAAAGUCACAGGAAAAGUUCAUCCAGGUACAGCGGCAGCACGCCGAAACGGCCAGGAAGUAUGCGGCCGAGUACGUGUCGAGUGAGGAGGAGGAGGAGGGCGAGAACGCAAGCGGACAAGAAGCGGGUGCAGCAGCCUCAAACGAUGCGGCCACGCGAAACAUUCUCGGAGACGUGCUGAAGAACUACCACGGCGCCGAGGCGGACGUGGGCAAAACGCAGGAGUAUUUGCAGCAUCUGCUCGAAUCGCGCAAUGCCGUCUGCCUGAUCUGCAUCGAGACGGUGAAACGUGCGGACAGGAUCUGGUCCUGCGCCGCGUGCUACACGUUCUUUCACCUCAUGUGCAUCCAGCGAUGGGCUAAUGAUAGCAUGUCGAUGAAGCGCAUCAAUCACGAGCAGCAGGAGGGUUACUACAACAACAGGGGGGAGUACAUACCGAAGCCGGCGCUCGACGUGCACUGGGACUGCCCGAAGUGUCGCCGGGAGUACGAGCCGGAGGCGAUACCGCGCCAUUACGAGUGCUUCUGCGGCAAGGAGCGGGAACCAAACGCCCAUCCCUGGCUGAUUCCGCACUCGUGCGGUGAGCCGUGCGAGAAGCAGCUGAAUCCGGCCUGCGGCCACACCUGCCGGCUCCUGUGCCAUCCGGGGCCGUGUCCGCCGUGUCCACAGACGGUGAAUGUGUCGUGCCGUUGCGGAAAUUCGCCCGUGAAAACGAUCCGCUGUGCGCAGAAAUCGUGGACUUGCGCAAGGAAGUGUAAAAGAAAACUAGCCUGUGGGAUACACGAGUGCGGUGCCCAGUGUCACGACGCUGGCCAGUGUCCACCGUGCCAGAACCGCAGCAAGCAGCCGUGCCUAUGUGGCGCACAAACCAAAGAAGUCAACUGUUACGAAUCGCGCUGGCAGUGUGACAGCGUGUGCAACAAACCGUUCCCCUGCGGGUUACAUCACUGUGAGGGCGUGUGUCAUGCUGGACCGUGCGGUCCCUGUCCCCUAGGGCUGCCACGCUCGUGUCCGUGCGGCAAAACGGAAACUCGCGCAGCCUCCUGCUCGGAGCGCAUCGGCACGUGCGGUGAUACGUGCGAGAAGGUGCUUGCCUGCGGACAGCAUCUCUGCCCGGAACGGUGCCAUCAGGGCGCGUGCGGCAACUGUUUGGAGCUCGUGCCGAAGGUGUGUCGGUGCGGCUCGACCAAGAAACCGAUCGUGUGUCACCGGGAAGCGAUCUGCGAGGGUCGCUGCAAGCGGAUGCGCACCUGCGGCAAGCACCAGUGCAAUCGGAAGUGUUGCGAUGGCCAAUGUCCGCCCUGUGAUAGGGUGUGCGGGAAGACGCUACCGUGCGGGAAGCACAAGUGCAGCUCGCUCUGCCACCAGGGACCGUGCUAUCCUUGCAAUCAGAAAUCCACGAUCAAGUGUCGCUGUGGCGGUACCGUGGCCGAGGUGGCAUGCGGUCGGGAAAGGAAAGCAAACGCACCGAAGUGCAAGCUACCGUGCCGGGCUGCCUCCAAGUGUCACCAUCCGAACACGCACACCUGCCACCCCGGGGACUGUCCGGUGUGUGUGCUGCCCUGCGGCCAGCCGAACGAUACGACCAACUGCGAGCAUCCGUGCCGGGCCAAGUGUCACGAUGCGGUGCAGGUGGUGACGCGGGAGAAAAACUUCAAACCCGUCGGCCCGUGGGACGUGCCGAAGGAGACGGUCGAGGUGAAAACGCUGCCCCAUCCGGCAUGCACCGUGAAGGUGCCGGUCAUGUGUCUCGGCGGUCACGAAACGGCCGACUGGCCCUGCUCCAACUCGAAACCAUCGUCCUGCGGGCGGCAGUGCGGCCGUUUGCUGAAGUGCGGUGUACAUCGCUGCCCGCUCGCUUGCCACAAGGUGACGCACCGGGCCAGCACGACGCAGGAUUCGCGCUGUGAGCCGUGCUCGGCCGGCUGCACGUUGCCCCGGCCGGAGGGUUGCGUUCACUCGUGCGCGCUGCGCUGCCACAAGCCGCCGUGCGAUCCGUGCCUGGUGUCGAUCAAGUCACAGUGCUACUGCGGCCUGACGCAGGUGUUUUACAAAUGCCACGAGUUUUACCCUACCGGCAUGGAGGGGAAGGAACCGGAAGAGUUGGCCGAGCUGGCACGGCGGCGCGAGUCGUUUCUUAGCUGUGGUCAAAAGUGUAUUAAAAACUUCCCUUGUGGGCAUCGCUGCACCUCCAUCUGCCAUCCCGGGCGCUGUCCGAAUCCGGAGCAGUGCUCAAAGAAGGUAAAGGUGGCGUGCAAAUGUGGCCAGCGAAAGGUGGAGGUAAGCUGCAAGGUGGCGCGCGCCACACCGUCGCUCGACUGCGACCAGCAGUGUGAAGCCGUCCGGGCCCAGAAGCAGGAAGAGCAGGAGCGCAAGGAGCAGGAAGCACGGGCCCAGGAAGAGUUGCAGAAUCAGCGCGAGCUGGAGGAGUACGAGCGCAAGUUUGGGAAGCGGAAGCACCGCGAACGGAAGCGACACCAGGUGCAGCAGGAGGAAAAGGGAACGCAAUGGGCGGUUUACGUAGCGCCAGUAGUGGCUGUGUUGAUAGCUGUAGCAUUGUACUUUCUAUUUGUGCAAUAAAUUAUAAGUUUUA
Anopheles merus is the source of this 2924-nucleotide messenger RNA. RefSeq names its product NF-X1-type zinc finger protein NFXL1. The transcript is spliced from 5 exons. Gene Ontology annotation, molecular function: zinc ion binding; DNA-binding transcription factor activity, RNA polymerase II-specific; RNA polymerase II transcription regulatory region sequence-specific DNA binding. The record is from RefSeq and is a predicted model, not a curated record. Lineage: Eukaryota; Metazoa; Arthropoda; Insecta; Diptera; Culicidae. Gene Ontology annotation, biological process: regulation of DNA-templated transcription. Gene Ontology annotation, cellular component: nucleus. The coding region runs from base 122 to 2911 and encodes 929 amino acids.